Truncatella angustata is the source of this 909-nucleotide messenger RNA. RefSeq lists its product as uncharacterized. Bases 1 to 909 code for a protein of 302 amino acids. The record is from RefSeq and is a predicted model, not a curated record. The transcript is spliced from 2 exons. NCBI's taxonomy places the organism in Eukaryota, Fungi, Ascomycota, Sordariomycetes, Amphisphaeriales, Sporocadaceae.
AUGCAUGCGUCAAAGGAAGAACACUCUUCGGCGGACAGUAACAACACGGACUCAAUCCUAGGAUUGGAAGUACUCUCAUUUGCCCCAAAGCCACUUCCGACCCACCAGAACUUUCUGUCGAGUUUGUUGAAUCAUAUGCAGGAGGAAGUUCGACCAUCUAUUUUCGCCGAGUUUGAGCUCGUACUCUUGACCUUAUUCACUGGAAUACAAGAUGCGAUUUCCUUCCCCGACUACCACUGUUUUGCCUCGAAUCAGACAGGAAACACAGUAUUUCUAAUGCUCGCCAUUGUACUGCCCGAAUUCGACGGUGACAUGUUCAUCACUGCCAAUAUAGGUGCGGCGCUGGGGUUCUUCCUCUUUGCAGGGUGGCUGACUGGCCAGGUGAGCCACCUGGUCGGCCCGAGGCAACGCUGGUGGCUGGUCCUGUGCAACUUGUUCCAAUCAGCCCUCGUGUUUGCUGCAGCAGCAAUCCAGUAUGUCUACGGCACAGAAAAGGAAGGCCCGGCAGCUGUCACGGUUGUUGCGCUGCUGGCGUUUGCAUCCGGGAGUCAGGUGGUGCAGUCGCGGUCACUGGCAAUCACAGAGAUUUCGACGGCCAUGGCGACUGCUGCUUGGGUGGAUCUGAUGAUUGAUCCGCACAUGUUCACGCGGGAUAAUCGAUCUCGCAACAGGAGGCUUUGUUUCCUCGUUGCCUUGGUUCUUGGAACACUGGUGGGUGCUGGCAUCUACAAGACAGCCGGCUCGGCGCCAGCCAUCGCCCUCUCAGCUGCUGGCAAACUCCUGGUGACCGUCAUGUACUUGUUUAAUGGCUCCCAGGAGCCGAAGGGAGAUGACAUUGAGGCUGGAUCUUCAUGCCCGUCUGUGCUUGUGAGCAACUCGAGAGACUCGUCGAAGCCUCCACUGCCAUGA